AACAACCCUACUCAUAUAGCACACGAAAGCAACACAUCUGAAUUAGUAAACAUUUAAAUCACUCCUGUAAUAACUAUAAAGCGGUGUAGUAACUUAUCAGUAGCAUAACAAGAUCUACCUUUAACUUAAUCGAAAGCAAUCGCUUUGAUUUUGAUGCUAUUCCACUACUGUUACUUCAACAACAACCAUCUUUCUCAAUCACUCAUCACCGCCAUUACACUCAACAAUGUCAAUCUCAGAUCCCAACCGUAUCUCCUUCGCUCAAUCCUUUCUCUGUAGCGCUUUCGCCGCUUGUUUCGCUGAGUUUUGUACUAUUCCGUUGGAUACAGCUAAGGUGAGACUUCAAUUGCAGAAGAAAGGAAGUGUUGGAGUUGAUGAUGAUGAUGAUGGUGGAAUGGGUUUACCGAAGUAUAGAGGUUUACUCGGAACUGUUAAGACUAUUGCUAGAGAAGAAGGGGUUUAUGCGCUAUGGAAAGGCAUUGUUCCUGGUCUGCAUAGGCAGUGUUUGUAUGGUGGUUUGAGAAUUGCCUUAUAUGAUCCUGUUAAAACUUUUCUUGUUGGUGCUGCAUUUGUUGGAGAGGUUCCUUUGUACCAUAUGAUACUUGCUGCUCUUCUAACUGGUGCUUUGGCAAUCACUAUCGCUAAUCCAACUGACCUAGUCAAAGUUAGGCUUCAAGCCGAAGGCCAUUUGCCGUCCGGGAUACCUAAGCGUUAUUCUGGUGCUAUGGAUGCAUAUUCAACCAUAUUGAAACAUGAAGGGUUAGGGGCGUUGUGGACUGGACUUGGGCCUAAUAUAGCACGAAAUGCAAUUAUAAAUGCUGCUGAACUAGCUAGUUAUGAUCAAGUGAAACAGACAAUUUUGAAAAUUCCAGGGUUCAUGGACAAUGCCUUUACCCACCUCCUAGCAGGCUUAGGAGCAGGUCUUUUUGCCGUCUUUAUUGGUUCUCCUGUUGAUGUGGUUAAAUCAAGGAUGAUGGGGGACCCGAGCUACAAAAACACAUUUGACUGUUUUCUCAAGACAUUGUUCAAUGAGGGAUUUUUGGCCUUUUAUAAAGGAUUCCUUCCUAAUUUUGGCCGAGUAGGAGCCUGGAAUGUGAUUAUGUUUCUUACCCUUGAACAAGCCAAAGGAGUUUUUAGAGGAUAAACAUUGUCGUUACUCUUCCUGAUGAUUAGAUUCAGCAAGCAGAAAUACCUUUUCUUUCUCGGAUGAAUGCUAACUACCCAACGGCUCUUAGAUUUGCUGCAAGAGAAAGAUUUCUACAAUUAACCGCUCUUAAAUUUGCUGCAAGAGAAAGAUUUCUACAAUUAUUAUUUAGUAUUUCUGCAAUGCAGAGAAGUCACAUAGCAUUUCUGUAUUUGUUACCUGCGUGCCUGUGGAUAGUGGAUGUUACCAUUCAUAUAUUCUUACUGUCAAAUUACAUUCACUUUAUAGGUGUACACUAUAUUGUAUUAUUAUGAUACAUCAUUUUUCUGGGAAAUACAUUACCCAUUUCCCAACGAAAUGAAGCAUCUAUUAACACCCAUUUUUGGUUUGUAACCUGUUUCUCAAUUCAAAUAUUGUCAUUGGGUACACUACCUUGCCUAUGAAUCUAUGAUGGUGAAAAUGGAUUUUA
Messenger RNA from Vicia villosa (hairy vetch), 1613 nucleotides. RefSeq names its product mitochondrial uncoupling protein 2-like. Gene Ontology annotation, cellular component: mitochondrial membrane. The transcript has 9 exons. Gene Ontology annotation, biological process: mitochondrial transmembrane transport; mitochondrial transport. NCBI's taxonomy places the organism in Eukaryota, Viridiplantae, Streptophyta, Magnoliopsida, Fabales, Fabaceae. Gene Ontology annotation, molecular function: oxidative phosphorylation uncoupler activity. The record is from RefSeq and is a predicted model, not a curated record. Bases 227 to 1144 code for a protein of 305 amino acids.